AUUAUGAUGGCAACGACAUAUCUCAAGCAAAAGAGAUCCUUCCAUCUGCAAAUGAUGAUAGUUUAGUACAAGUUUUUACAUACGAAGAACUUGUUGCAGCAACAAAAAAUUUUAGUGAAGAUUGCAUUAUAGGUUCUGGUGGAGCUGGAAGAGUGUACAAAGGAGAACUCCAGGGAAAAAAUGAGGUUGUAGCUAUUAAACAACUUAAGAGGAAUGCAAAUCAAGGGAGCAAUGAACUCCUUGUUGACUUAGCCAUGCUCAGACUCAUUCGUCAUCCCAAUCUUGUAGAACUUCAUGGAUAUUGUGCUGUAGAAGAUCAAAUAAUUCUUGUAUAUGAGUACAUGCCUUUUGGUUCUUUGCAGGAUCACCUUCUUGAUAUAGUACCAAAUAAUAUACCAUUGGAUUGGUUCACACGAAUGAAAAUAGCAGCAGGAGCAGCCAAAGGCCUGGAGUACUUGCAUGAUGUAGUCAAACCUCCUAUAAUUUAUCGCGACAUGAAAGCAUCAAACAUUCUUCUUGAUGAGAACUACAAUCCUAAGUUAUCAGAUUUUGGCUUAGAAAAGCCCACAAGAGUGAUGGGAACCUAUGGCUGUUAUGCUCCAGAAUAUGCUUUCACAAGGCAGCUAACCAAGACAACCGAUGUUUACAGCUUUGGUAUCUUGCUUUUGGAGCUUAUCACUGGAAGGAAAGCUAUAGACAUCGCUAGAACAAAAAACGAACAGUAUCUUGCUCAUUGGGCUGCAACUUUUUUUAAAGAUAGAAGGAAAUAUCCAAGAAUGGCUGAUCCACUUCUCAAUGGAAACUAUCCAAUUAAGGGCCUUUACCAAGCCCUCGCAAUUGCUAAUAUGUGCCUUCAAUAUGAAGCGAGCAGUCGCCCUUUAAUGAGCGAUGUUGUUACUGCAAUUGAGUAUUUAGUGAAGCCAGAGAUUGAUUGCUCUGAGCUCUUAGAAAAACCUUCCCUUCCUCAUCAAUUAAUGCCUUCAAAUCAUGAAAACCUUAAGUUUCAAAAAAUUCCUUGCAAUAGCAGAAGGCGAACCAGUACCAGGAGUUUAGAUGACGAGUGCUUUCAAUCAAUAUCAAGCGAGAUUGAAAGCUGUGGAAAUUUAAGAGAAGAAGGUGAACAAGUAGAAGCAUGA
Messenger RNA from Dendrobium catenatum, 1136 nucleotides. Its product is annotated as probable serine/threonine-protein kinase PBL7. NCBI's taxonomy places the organism in Eukaryota, Viridiplantae, Streptophyta, Magnoliopsida, Asparagales, Orchidaceae. Gene Ontology annotation, biological process: protein phosphorylation. Gene Ontology annotation, molecular function: protein kinase activity; ATP binding. The transcript is spliced from 4 exons. The record is from RefSeq and is a predicted model, not a curated record. The annotation marks the transcript as partial.